CACGCCAUCCGGCAGGCGCGUAUAAAAGCGCCGGGUACACGUGCUUCUAGACCUGGUCGUCGUCACCCACCCGAGGGAUCACCAGUUUUUGCGAGAGCGACCACCGCUUCCGAACGAGAGCCAUGGCUUCGGCGUCCCCGUCAACAGCCAGUGUGGCAGGAUGCAGCCUGCUGCUGCUGCUACUGUUUGCGCUGACGGCCUCAUCGCUGAUUGAGAAGCGCACACGGUUUUGUGGGCCCUUCCUGGUGGAGACCCUGAACGCCCUGUGCAGGGGUGAGAUCUUCGACCCCGCCCAACAAAAGAGGCACAUCGAUCGCCAGCAGAUGGCGCUUCAGCCCUUACUGUCUCCUUGGGUGACGGAGUCUCGUCUGGGUUUCCUGGAUGCUAAGACGGCGCUUCAGUUGCUGCGGCCUGCGAGUCAUCGCCAGGUGCGAGGCAUCAUCGAAGAGUGCUGCCACAAGCCGUGUGCGGUCGCCGAGCUGCUCUCCUAUUGCGGACGCGUCAGGCCCACCGGCACCGACGAGUGAAACGAAGUGUGCACUCAUAAAACUCUGCCCUGCACAACGCGAGCGAAAAUAAGCAACAUAUACGCCGCUUUUUGAUGCGGCGUCUCUACCUCAUUUCGCAAGCAAUUGUCUUCUCAUAGCAGCGCAUUCCAAUAAAAUUUAUUGUCGAUUAGC
Molecule: messenger RNA, 680 nt
Organism: Rhipicephalus microplus (southern cattle tick)
Lineage: Eukaryota; Metazoa; Arthropoda; Arachnida; Ixodida; Ixodidae
Product: insulin
Cellular component (GO): extracellular region
Molecular function (GO): hormone activity
Source: RefSeq, a predicted model, not a curated record